AUGGGUAUGCAUUGUCAUGGGGCCAGGGGCGGGGCCUUUGUUCUCUCGCCAUGCGGAGCUGCAAGUUACACAGGACCUGAGCUCAUUAGCACUUGGAGACCAUUGGGCACCAACCAGGCUUACGAUUGCCGGCAUGUCGUCGGGUCAUUCGAGGCAGCCUUGGUGCAGGACCAGUACCACACACCCAACCGGUCCCAACAUGAAGCGAACGAUCACGGGGCUCUGGGCUACGCCAUCAUCCGUCUCUCCUCCCUUGUUUCACCGUAUACGACGUUGGGGUUCGCUCGAAAUGCAUCAAAAUGCGUGAAAAGGCAUCACAUGUUCAGCCUGAGCCAUGGCGUUCAUGCAGACGUCUUUUCAGUCACUUAG
Messenger RNA from Ustilaginoidea virens, 369 nucleotides. RefSeq lists its product as uncharacterized. The record is from RefSeq and is a predicted model, not a curated record. Lineage: Eukaryota; Fungi; Ascomycota; Sordariomycetes; Hypocreales; Clavicipitaceae. The transcript has 2 exons. Bases 1 to 369 code for a protein of 122 amino acids.